CCUACACCUUCUUUUUCACUACACAACACAUCAUGGUUCUUCAAGAUCUGGGACGGCGCAUCAAUGCGGCCGUCAGUGACCUCACGAGGUCAAGUAAUCUCGAUGAAAAGGUUGGUUUUACUAGCAAUUGAAAUACACCGCAUUACUAACACAUUGCAGGCCUUUGACGGUAUGAUCAAGGAGAUCUGUUCGGCGCUCCUCGAAGCCGAUGUCAACGUUCGUCUUGUCGGAAAUCUGCGAAAGUCAAUUAAGUCCUCGGUCAACUUCAAGGAGCUUUCCCCUGCAGUAAACAAAAAGCGACUCAUCCAGAAAGCCGUAUACGAUGAACUGGUCAAGCUGGUAGAUCCUCAUGCCGAACCAUUUAAACCAAAGAAAGGGAAGCCAAAUGUUAUCAUGUUUGUUGGUUUACAGGGAGCUGGAAAAACGACGACAUGUACGAAGUUGGCUAGACAUUAUCAGUCCCGAGGGUUCAAGGCUUGUUUGGUUUGCGCGGAUACCUUCCGUGCUGGUGCUUUCGAUCAAUUGAAACAAAAUGCUACCAAGGCCAAGAUUCCAUAUUAUGGUUCUCUUACUCAAACAGAUCCAGCGGUGGUAGCCAAGGAGGGUGUGGAAAAGUUUAAAAAGGAGAAGUUUGAUAUUAUUAUCGUUGAUACCAGUGGAAGACAUCGACAAGAAGAUGCCCUUUUUCAAGAGAUGGUGGAUAUUCAGACAGCUGUGAAGCCGGAUCUAACUAUCAUGGUCUUGGAUGCUAGUAUUGGACAACAAGCGGAGGCGCAGAGUAAAGCUUUUAAAGAGACUGCCGAUUUCGGUGCUAUUAUCAUCACCAAAACUGAUGGACAUGCAAGUGGAGGUGGUGCUAUUUCGGCCGUCGCUGCUACACAUACUCCAAUCGUCUUUAUUGGUACUGGAGAACACAUGCUCGACUUAGAGAAAUUCGCUCCCCAGCAAUUUGUAUCGAAGCUUCUUGGAAUGGGAGAUAUGCAAGGUUUAGUAGAACACGUUCAAUCGUUGAAAUUGGAUCAAAAAGAUACCAUGAAGCACAUCGCCGAAGGAGUCUUCACUGUCCGAGAUCUCCGCGAUCAAUUGUCCAAUAUCAUGAAAAUGGGACCUCUGUCGAAGAUGGCCGGUAUGAUCCCAGGUAUGAGUGGGAUGAUGCAGGGCAUGGACGACGAAGAAGGUUCCAUGAAACUGAAGCGCAUGAUUUACAUCUGUGAUUCCAUGACUGCCAAAGAACUCGACAGCGAUGGAAAGAUGUUCAUCGAUCAACCCACCCGUAUGACCCGAAUCGCAUGCGGAAGCGGUACCAGCGUGAGAGAAGUCGAGGAUCUCCUCACACAACACAAGAUGAUGGCAGGCAUGGCCAAGAAAAUGGGUGGCAACAUGAAGAACCUUCAGAAAGCCCAGGGUGCAAUGGGUGGUGGCAAUAAACAGCAGCAGAUGGCUGCGAUGCAGAAGCGACUCGCUAGUAUGGGUGGUGCUGGGGGUGGUGGCAUGCCUGAUAUGGGGAGCUUGAUGAAGAUGUUUGGUGGUGGUGGUGGUGGGGCGGGGGGUAUGCCUGGGGGUAUGGAUAUGCAGGCUAUGAUGAAGCAGAUGGGCGGUAUGAUGGGGGGCAUGCCUGGGAUGGGUGGUGCUGGGGCGGGAAGAGGGAGGAGGUAGGAUGGGAGAGCUGAGUAGAUAGAUAGGGGUGAGGUGGUACUUGGGCUUGUCUCUUGACUUGGGUUUGGAUGCGUAUAGCGAGGUGUUUUGGAGUUCGAUUUGUAGGUAGGUAGGUAGGUACGUGAAGACAUCAUGCUUUUGCACGAUGGUCUGUUGUUUUUGGUAUAAAAUCGGAGUAUGUUUAUCCUGUCUCCUUAGUUCUAUGUAUUAUCUGAUACUGGCGUACUGCACAGUCUCCCAAGCCCCAAGCUACGCCUCCCAUCCACUCUUCAUCUUCGCAGUCAUGGCAGUAAGAAACAUAUUUUAUUUCCUUCUCGUCAUACGAUGGGACUGGUGCUAAUUCACUCGUCGCAGUCAAAGAAUCCUAUGAAUCCAAAUCAAAUGUUCACCCUGUUUCCUGAAUUGGCUCUCGAACUUCGAUGGAAGAUUUGGGAAUGUACUUUCACGCCGCGUAAAUUUGGCUUCCAAGAAUAUGAGGAUUGGGAGCUCGUUCCAAAAUGUUCUCCGAAUACGCCGGAUUUUAUAGUCCGUGAUACUUUGGAUAAUCAUCGACACCUUGACCUUCCUGUGGCUCUGUGGGUUACCCAAGAGUCAAGGGAUUUCACACUCAGAAACUACCAGCCCAUACUUGGGAAGUUGCUCCAAACGAACUCAUUCUAUUUCAACUUCGCUAUAGAUACUCUCGAGUUUUAUUCUGAAUUCGGAACGAUCGCUUGUAUGUGCUAUCUUGACAAAGACCCACAAUGCUCUGCUGAAAUCCAGGAACUAUUGUCGAAGCUACAAUUUGUUUCAUUUGAAAACAGUGCGGAGGAUAAAGUGUGGCAUACAUAUGUGAUGAGGUUCCACAAUUUGAAGGAGAUCAGUGUAUACACUGCCUAUUCAUUCCUCGUUCUUGAUUCAUGGAAGCAUUUCAUCCAAUUCAGAACCGCAGAGAAUAUCACAACUCUUGAGCAAUUGCAGUCCAGGUCUGUCGCUCGCAACCAAAGACACUUCAAGGCUCCUGUAAUCAACGUAUUGAACUAUGAUCUGAGCCAACCUAAGACUACUGGACGCACAUACUAUUCUACUUGUGUGAACUUACCGAUCAUGGAGGUUACUGGACCAAUCAACAAUGAGCAACAUCAGGCUCAGUUUAGCAGCUUGAUUGGUAAUGGAUAUGAAGCGGUGGUGCCUGAGUGGGUUAGCUCAGAUGCUGAUCAUUCCCAUCUUGCAAUCUGGAGCCCUGAUGAGGAAUAGACGACAGAAAAAUACGACGGGGAGUUAUCAGUUAUCGCAAUUGAUGGUGAGUUCAAUGAAUCUAUUGCUAUCGGAGGAAUGAAAUCACGAGUACCUCUAGGAGAAAUGUCACUAUGGGUUCUUCUCCACCAGGCUGAGUGCGAGUGGCCGGUGGAAUCAUUCUAGUCUCUUUACCUAAGCACAAGAAUGUAAUAUACGAAUUGUAAUCUUC
Molecule: messenger RNA, 3103 nt
Organism: Hymenoscyphus albidus
Lineage: Eukaryota; Fungi; Ascomycota; Leotiomycetes; Helotiales; Helotiaceae
Source: the annotation of a GenBank genome assembly